Messenger RNA from Guillardia theta CCMP2712, 888 nucleotides. RefSeq lists its product as hypothetical. The record is from RefSeq and is a predicted model, not a curated record. Bases 1 to 888 code for a protein of 295 amino acids. The transcript is spliced from 13 exons. NCBI's taxonomy places the organism in Eukaryota, Cryptophyceae, Pyrenomonadales, Geminigeraceae. Gene Ontology annotation, molecular function: rRNA (uridine-N3-)-methyltransferase activity. Gene Ontology annotation, biological process: rRNA base methylation.
AUGUUUGCACCCAUUGCGCUGUCAUGGAGCUUGACGGCACAAUCAUGCUCGAAGAGAGUUUGGCAGAGCAGACUCUCGCUUUCACAGCCACAAGCAUUCAUAACAGCUCCAGCAAGGUUUGGAAUGACGGGCAUGAAGCCGCCAAUAUCGUUGAGGAGGAACAGAAGGCUGAAUCACAUGCAAGUGCGAUGUCUCAAUCGCCUCUUGUUCGAGCCAGAAGAAGUUGUACCUUCAUCGCAGAGUUCAUGUCUCCUUUACCUUGCAAAGAGUGACAAGCGAGUCACACAUAUCAAGAAGAUCCUGAAACUUGAGAAUGGCCAGAGUCUUCGCAUAGGAGUCGUGGAUGCAGGGAAGGAGGAAGAUGCAGUUCUGGAAUGGCAAGAUGAUGGUUCGCUCAAGCUGCAGAUCUCACAGUCAGCGGAACAACUGUGUGCUCCGUAUACCGCCGACAAGAUCCCGCGCAUCGACCUUCUCAUCGCCCUGCCAAGACCGCCCAACCUCGGGGACUUCUUGGGGAUUGCAGCACAGAUGGGGGUUGCCAAUGUGAUCUUCUGCAAUGCAAACAAAGUACAGCAGGACUACUUCGGCUCCCAUCUCCUUCGACCGCCUAUGUCGAAAAUGCGACAGGCUCUCAAGGAAGGGUUGGAACAAGCUGGCGAGACGUACCUCCCGAAGCCCUACAGGCGGAUCUUGGUCGGCGUCGGGCCCGAGGCCGGCUGGCAGGACCCGUACGAGCUGGAACUCCUAGGGGAGCAUGGUUUUCAGGGAAUCUCCCUAGGGCCAAGGACGUAUAGGACCGAAGUAGCGCUGAUUUCCUUGCUAGCGCUGGCGAAUGAGCGUCUUGAGAUGGUAACAAGUCGUGGUGUCCGAAGUGACGACAAGUCUUGA